Molecule: messenger RNA, 1014 nt
Organism: Gastrolobium bilobum
Lineage: Eukaryota; Viridiplantae; Streptophyta; Magnoliopsida; Fabales; Fabaceae
Product: protein SAWADEE HOMEODOMAIN HOMOLOG 2-like
Exons: 9
Coding region: 68-766 (232 amino acids)
Molecular function (GO): chromatin binding
Source: RefSeq, a predicted model, not a curated record
CAGUGGAGAAUUUCAAUAAUAAAAAAAAAAAUUAGGUGUUUGAGCAAAAGGGACGAACUUUAAGUUGAUGGACCGCUUACGUCCUCGGAACAGACCUGUGUUUUCUGGAUUUACAAAUGCUGAGAUUGAUAAAAUGGAGAAAUUGCUAAGGGAAUCAAAUGAGCGAUCAUUGGGCCGGGAAUUUUACCAAAACCUUGCUAAAAGUUUCAACCGUUCCUCUGGUCGUGCUGGGAAACCUAUCAUAAAAUGGAUAGAGAUAGAAAAUUGGUUUCAGACUAGGCUUCAAGACUCGCCACAAGUCCCUAAAGACCUUGGAUGUAAGGAAGGAGAAAUUAUCCGAGACCCAUCAAAGUUGGAAUUUGAAGCGAAGUCAUCGAAAGAUGGAGCAUGGUAUGAUGUUGAGACAUUUCUAGCUCACAGGUUUCUUAGCACUGGCGAAGCUGAAGUCCAAGUCAGAUUUGUUGGAUUUGGAGAUGAGGAAGAUGAGUGGAUAAAUAUAAAGAAUUCAGUCCGACAACGCUCUAUUCCUUUGGAAAACACAGAGUGUUCCAACCUGAAAGUUGGAGAUCCAGUCCUGUGUUUACAGGAGAGGAGAGAUCAGGCUAUUUACUAUGAUGCUCACAUUGUAGAGAUCCAAAGGAGAAUGCAUGAUAUCAGAGGGUGCAGGUGUCUCAUCUUAAUUCGGUAUGAUCAUGAUAACAGUGAGGAAAGAGUUCGCUUGAGGAGACUAUGCCGCUUAGGUGUAUUUGGCAUCAAUCCAUUUUGACAUUCCAGAUGGGCAAGUAGCUUUCCAACAGUUAGCAACAACUUGGACAUUUUGAGUAUGCAAAUUUAAUAGCUGAAAUAUGCAUGCCCACCCCCUCUCCCUCUUUUGGUUUUUGGUUGAGAGUGAAGAAGCUAUAUAAGUUGAAAGGUGAAUAUUAUAGUUGGAAAAUAUUUGACUUUUGGAAAAUAUAAUAGUUGUAAUUCAUAUCCUUUUUUUGUUAUUAUUUAGUACUUAGUAGAAAAGGGCAG